This is a messenger RNA of Monomorium pharaonis (pharaoh ant), 4346 nucleotides long. RefSeq names its product alpha-(1,6)-fucosyltransferase (gene FucT6). Gene Ontology annotation, cellular component: Golgi cisterna membrane. The coding region runs from base 796 to 2565 and encodes 589 amino acids. NCBI's taxonomy places the organism in Eukaryota, Metazoa, Arthropoda, Insecta, Hymenoptera, Formicidae. Gene Ontology annotation, biological process: protein N-linked glycosylation. Gene Ontology annotation, molecular function: glycoprotein 6-alpha-L-fucosyltransferase activity; protein binding. The transcript is spliced from 6 exons. The record is from RefSeq and is a predicted model, not a curated record.
UAUUUAUAAAGCAUGGAAUCGAAAAAAUUUAGAGAGCUUUUCGUCUUCGAUUUUCGUGGGCAACACGAUGGUAUAAAUAUUAUGCGAAGGUUUAUUAACACUCUGUAUAGCAGUUAUUUGCUGGCAAGAGAGAGAGGAAUUUCACAGCACGAGCAAUUCUGCCUGAAUUAAUCGGGUUAAUUGGAGUUUCGAUAGACUCAGAGGAAGCCUUAGCGUUAAAACGCGCGACGGCCAACCACCCUUCCUAACCCAACUUCACGAGCGCAAGAGAUGCGCGGAAAGGGAGGGAAUCGAGUCAAGAAUGGUCAAGAAUAAGUAGUGCAGCAGACAAAGACGGGACGCGGGACGUCUCUCUAUUCAUGAAACGUUUGCGAUCACGCAAUCAUAAGUGACAGACAGAUGUUAGAUAAUCGCUGUGCCGUUCGUCGUAAGUCAGCGAGGCGCGCGACGAUCGGCCGACACGUAAGUGCGAAAAAAGUUGGACCGGAUCAUACAGCGACGUGGAGGAGGCCGGAGGUCAAAACCGGUAAUUGACAUCGCGCUCGCGAACUCGAAUGACUCCGGUAGGCGUGCACGCGCGCGCGCUCGCGACGACGAGGCCGAGCGUGUCGGACGCGAUCGGCGUGAGAUCGUCCCUUUCCUGUACCCUGCGCCAUCGAAGAUCGUACUUGUCUGGAUCGUCUCGGUGCCCUCAGUGAUUCUCCUAAUUAUUCCUUCCGAUUCGGGAGCACACCCGAUUCCACAGCAACGAUUUCGUAAUGUGACACAUCAUAAACAGGCAGCAAUUUGUUCAAAAUGGCAACUAUUUGUUCUGGACGACCUGGUUGGUUAGGAAAGCUUGGAAUAGCAUUGCUAGUUACAUGGUUUUUAGUCUUGAUUAUAACUAUUGUUCAUAUAUUUAAGUCCAACUCAUUGUCAAGCCGCGAUGCUGACACUGCCAACAAAGAAAACACCCAACGCCUAGCACAAAUGGUCAAUGACUUUGAAAUUCUAAAGAAACAGAAUGAUGCACUGAAGAACUUUAUAUUAGGAGAAGGGAAAUCUAUACAAGGGGACCAUUUAGGCUCCAUACAGGACAAACUCGAGAAAGCAUCGAUCUAUUAUGACCUAAUAGAUCAUCAAGAUGGCUCAAAACACGGUGUUCCCUCCUUAGAAUAUGAGGAACUGCGGCGACGAUUAAGGAACGAUAUUCAGGAGAUGUGGUAUUAUGUUAGCGCUGAGUUGAAUAAAUUCAAGAAGCAUAUUGAUGAGUUUACAUAUGAUCAAAGAGAGAAGGAGAUACAGGAUGUGUUAAGAAAUGCAGGGGAGCACAAAAAGUCACUUAUAAUAAAUAUAGACAAAUUAAAGAAGGCAGACGGUUAUGAUGAAUGGCGGGAAAAAGAGGCGAAAGAUUUAUCUGAUCUUGUGCAGAAAAGAUUUAGGUAUCUACAAAAUCCUCCUGAUUGUAAUAAAGCAAAGAAGCUGAUAUGUAGCUUAAAUAAAGGUUGCGGCUUUGGUUGUCAGAUUCAUCAUAUCACAUACUGCUUUUUAGUAGCUUAUGGUACAGAAAGAACAUUGAUAAUGAAAUCCAAAGGGUGGAGAUAUCACAAGGAUGGCUGGGAAUCUGUUUUUAAACCCCUCAGUGACAAUUGUUUAUCUACAACUGGUAGUUCGCAUUCUAAUUGGCCUGGAGAUCCCUCUAAACAAGUGAUAUCUCUGCCAAUUGUAGACAACGUGUAUCCUAAGCCGAGGUUCCAACCGCCCAGCGUGCCUGCGGAUUUAGCACCGAGAUUAGAAAAGAUUCACGGUCAUCCUUUAGUUUGGUGGGUAGGACAAGUAUUAAAAUACUUAAUGCGACCUCAGGAUCACGUGAAGAGAACGUUGGAAAAGGCGAAAGAGAGACUCGGUUUUAAGAAACCUAUCGUCGGUAUUCAUGUGCGUAGAACCGACAAAGUAGGUACCGAGGCAGCUUAUCAUGAUGUAGAUGAAUACAUGACUAAAGUGGAGCAAUACUUUGAUGAACUUGAUCCAAAACCGGACGUGAGGAGAGUCUUUUUAGCCAGUGACGAUCCAAAAGUGAUAAUAACAGCCAGGAAACGUUAUCCGAAUUACGAGAUAAUAGGCGAUCCAGAAAUCGCUGAAACAGCAUCUGUAGCAAAACGAUACUCAGAUACCUCAUUGCAAGGAAUAAUUAUCGAUAUUCAUCUUCUGUCGGAAUGUGAUUAUUUGGUGUGCACGUUUAGUUCUCAAGUAUGUCGCGUCGCGUACGAAUUAAUGCAAACUUUUUACGCUGAUGCAUAUGACAGAUUUACAUCUCUCGACGAUAUAUAUUAUUACGGGGGACAAAAUCCACAUCCUCACGUAGCAAUUUUGGAUCACAAACCAAGGAAAAGCGGGGAAUUAGAGUUAAAGACUGGAGAUUUGAUUGACGUCUUCGGUAAUCAUUGGGAUGGUUACUCCAAGGGUUAUAACACCAGAACUAGCAUGACAGGAUUAUUCCCCAGUUUUAAAGUAAAAAAUCCUGUUGAUGCUGUAGACUUCCCCAAAUAUUCAAAUAUUCCUUUACUGGAAAAUAAAGACAAUUAAAUCAGAAUGGCCGAACAAAGUCUAACAAAAUGGAGUUUUGAAUAAAUCGUUAUGUCUUUGAAAUUUUUAAGAUAAUAGCAGAGAUGACAUGACACAAUGUAUAUAUUUUGCUACUUGUAAAUUACAAUUUUUAAUGCUUGUAAAUUGUCACAAAUGUCCAUGACUUCUCAAAUAAGAAAUUCUAUCUUAUAUAAUUAUCAACAAAGUCAACGGUAAUAAUUCAAAAGUCGCCAGUAAUGGUUCGCAAUAAAUGAGACGGUUCAGUUUCACGGUUACUGCUCACCAGUACAGACGUACAUUGUUAUUUUUAUUGUGCUCUUUGUAUUAAUAUCUCUGUACAUUAACAUUCUUUUAUAUUAUUAUUUGACACUAUUGUUUUAAUGUAUCAACACUUAUAAUCAUGAUUCUCUGACAUGAAUCAUAAAUUUAUAUUUGAUGGUACGUUUACUUGAGAAGGGUCCAAAGCAGGGGCCGAAACGUCAUAAUCUCCAUAGUUUCAAUUAAUUCUGCUAGUUGUGUCGUCUUGGAAAAUCGUUUCAUUUAUAUAAUUAUAUUUAAUUUAAGAAAAAUUACAAGUAUGUUUAUUAAAUAGCGUAAUAGAGACACCAUUUUCCAAACGACAUUAGUUUUCUUCGUAACAUUUUUUUAUACGUAAAACUAUGGUAUGAGUUGAUACUAUAUGUAGAUAAUCUUUAAGGAUAAGGUGAUAAUUUGCAAAUAUGUAGAAAAAAUAGUAUUUAUAUAAUAUUUUAAUAUAUUUUCAUUGAAGUUACGAAAUGUGAUUGUUAAUUUAAUCAAAGAGAUUUAAUUAAAAGAUAUUGAUCAUACUAAAUUAUUAUAUUUGAAAAUAUAAUGAGAAUCGAAAUGUAUAAUUUCGAUCUUAAUAUUCUAUCGGCAAACCAAAUUUGUUUUGUAUGUACAUAAUAUAGAUGAAAUAGACUGAAAAAAACUACUGCGCGUAUUAAAAUAUCGUUUGUGCCAAUAUAUCGCGAAAAAUUAUUUACAAGCUGAAAUUUAAUGUCUCUGAAAAAUACGUAAAAGCAUAAAAGUUUCUUAUUUAUUGCGCGCUCCAUUAUACUUUGUAAAUAAAGUCAUGAAAUUAUUUCGCUAGUGAACUCGUAUUAUUGUUCAUGGUCGCAAUAGUAACAAUCAUAUAAUAUAGGAUGUUCCAUCAAGUCUAUAUAUUUUCAUAAAAUAUGAUAAUUUCAAGUUUUUUUAUGACAUGGUUAUGUAUAUAUAUAUAUAUAUAUAAAGUAUAAAAUAUAUUUUUAAAUUAGGAAAAAUCAUUUUAUAGAAUCCUUAAACUUUAUUUCUCUAAUACAAUGCACUUUACUGUGAAUAUGACUUCAUAUAUAUACACACAAUUUUUACAAAUUAUAUAUAAAAUAUAUAAAAAUUGCGAAAAUAAUUUAAUAAAAUAUUUGUAUUUUAUGUACACACACACACAAUUAAGAAAUUUGACGGUACUGUGUCUACUUUGACAACUAGACUUUUGGGACAUUCUAUGUAUUUCAUAUACAUAUACCAUUUACAGUUUUAAAGCUUAAUGCGUGAUUUAUAUGUAAAAUGUUUACAUAUAACAUUUUGCAUAUAUAUGAAUGUAUAUGUAUAAGGUAUUCCCGUCUGUAUGACAUCGAGCUAGGCUUGGGGCCUAUUUUCAAUAUAGGACAACAUUUCUUGUAUGCAUAUUGUAUAAUAUAUUUUAUACGCAAACCGCAAAUGAGAAUUGUUAUUAUAAAAUUUGAAUUUGAUUUUGACUAAUAAAUAUUUAAUUCAUGAAA